This is a messenger RNA of Fusarium pseudograminearum CS3096, 1428 nucleotides long. RefSeq lists its product as uncharacterized. Lineage: Eukaryota; Fungi; Ascomycota; Sordariomycetes; Hypocreales; Nectriaceae. Gene Ontology annotation, molecular function: calcium:proton antiporter activity. Gene Ontology annotation, cellular component: fungal-type vacuole membrane. The record is from RefSeq and is a predicted model, not a curated record. The transcript has 4 exons. Gene Ontology annotation, biological process: calcium ion transmembrane transport; intracellular calcium ion homeostasis. Bases 1 to 1428 code for a protein of 475 amino acids.
AUGUCGCCUCGAGAUCGUCACGAACGCUCUUCCUCACGCUCCCACCGCCCUCGCCAUCGCUCACACAAUUCACCCGACAUGCGUCAAGCUUCGUCCGACGACCGCACUCUUCCCGUCCCAAACACAUACAGCGAACAUAAGAGAGGAGAAAAGGGAGGGAGGGGGAAAAUGUCGAAAUACAUCAAGCCUGCAGGCGAGAGUGGCCGAAGUGGCUUUCAUCCCAUUCACUUUUCCAAGAUCUCGUUCAGAUCCACGAGUCGAGCCAGUUUGCUGUGCAAUUUUCUGUGGCCUUUCGUCCCUGCUGCCAUUGCUGUUCGCUAUGCUAUGCCCGAUAAUCAUGUCACCAUCUUUGCAUUGGCCUAUAUCGCCAUGAUUCCUUGUGCCAACCUAAUUGGCUUCGCUGGUCAGGAGCUUUCACGAAAGCUACCUCAUGUUUGGGGUGUUCUCAUUGAGAUCACAAUUGGCUCUAUCGUCGAAAUCAUUCUUUUCAUGGUCCUUCUAUCCAAGAAUAUGUUUUACGUUAUCAAGGCUGCUAUUCUUGGUUCCAUCCUCGCUACUAUGCUUUUAUGCCUGGGCUUUUGCUUCUUUGUCGGUGGCAUGCUCGAAGACGAACAGGUUUUCAGUGAGGCUAUCAGCGAGGCCGGUAGCGGUUUGCUCCUGACUGCUGGUGUUGUCCUGGCUCUCCCUACGGUUUUCGAAUACGGCGUAGGCAACGGCGAGACGCUCACCAACCAGGAUCUCGAACACAAGACUCUUCAGAUUUCACGUAUCGUCUCGAUUCUGCUCAUCAUUGCCUACCUGGUCUAUGUCUUUUUCCAGGCCCGUACCCACCAUGGUAUCUACGACGCUGUCUUUGAGCAGGACGAGCACAAUGACCGAGACAAGCACAAGGACCAGGCCAAGGCCAAGCUAACUUUAACCGAAUGUAUUAUUGCUCUGGUGGUCGCCGUCGGCCUCGUUGCUUGGACUGCUGUUAUUCUCGUCAUGCAAAUCGAGUUUGUCAUCGAACGGGGACAUGUCAGCGAUGCGUUCAUGGGUCUCAUUCUUGUUCCCUUGGUCGAAAAGCUUGCCGAGCAUCUGACUGCCAUCGACGAAGCCUGGGAUAACCAGAUCAAUCUGGCCAUGUCCCACGUCCUUGGUGCUACACUUCAAACCGCCCUCUUCAACGCCCCUCUCACUGUCAUUGUCAGCUGGGGUCUCCACAAGACCCUUGAUCUCAACUUUGCCGUCUUCGAUCUUGUCAUGCUCAUUCUCGCUAUCCUCACCGUCGGACGAUUCCUUCAGGAUCAGAAGAGCAACUAUCUCGAAGGAUUCCUGCUUAUCAUUCUCUACGUCGCCAUUGCUAUUGCGGCAUGGUACUACCCUGACCCUGCUAACCAUGGAGCCGGCGGGGGUAGUGCUGAAGGCAGCUCUGAGGGAGGACAUUAA